Messenger RNA from Lolium perenne, 940 nucleotides. Its product is annotated as NADH dehydrogenase [ubiquinone] iron-sulfur protein 3. Gene Ontology annotation, molecular function: NADH dehydrogenase (ubiquinone) activity. Gene Ontology annotation, cellular component: respiratory chain complex I. The record is from RefSeq and is a predicted model, not a curated record. Lineage: Eukaryota; Viridiplantae; Streptophyta; Magnoliopsida; Poales; Poaceae.
UACUUUUCCCCGAGCGAUGGUUUAGCGGAUUCGGAAUUGUAACCAAGCAUCCUGGGUUCUAUUAUACCCGAUUCAACACUAGAGCAUGCAGCCGAUCCUGGAUACAUAACUAUAUAAAGUGUGCAGUGAGGGAUCUUUAUUGGUAGCCAGUCUUUCACUUCUGCCUCUCCACUCCCAUGCCUUUCUUGGUCGGACCAACCCAACCGGCGAUUUCCGACAAGUCUUUCUGCUUAGAGCAAGAAGCGGAACCAAAAUAAAGCUUUCUUUAUUUUCAUUUAUGGAUAACCAAUCCAUUUUCCAAUAUAGUUGGGAGAUUUUACCCAAGAAAUGGGUACAUAAAAUGAAAAGAUCGGAACAUGGGAAUAGAUCUUAUACCAAUACUGACUACCCAUUUCCAUUGUUGUGCUUUCUAAAAUGGCAUACCUAUACAAGGGUUCAAGUUUCGAUCGAUAUUUGCGGAGUGGAUCAUCCCUCUCGAAAACGCAGAUUUGAAGUUGUCCAUAAUUUACUGAGUACUCGGUAUAACUCACGCAUUCGUGUACAAACAAGUGCAGACGAAGUAACACGAAUAUCUCCGGUAGUCAGUCCAUUUCCAUCAGCCGGCCGGUGGGAGCGAGAAGUAUGGGAUAUGUCUGGUGUUUCUUCCAUCAAUCAUCCGGAUUUACGCCGUAUAUCAACAGAUUAUGGUUUCGAGGGUCAUCCAUUACGAAAAGACUUUCCUCUGAGUGGAUAUGUGGAAGUACGCUAUGAUGAUCCAGAGAAACGUGUGGUUUCUGAACCCAUUGAGAUGACCCAAGAAUUUCUCUAUUUCGAUUUUGCUAGUCCUUGGGAACAGCGUAGCGACGGAUAAUUCCGAAUCUACAUAGGUCUAGUCCAGGGGACAAAUCAAUAGGAAAUGCUAUUUGCUUCUGCGGAUCAUUGUGCAAUCCAAAAAAAAAUG